This is a messenger RNA of Loa loa (African eye worm), 1046 nucleotides long. RefSeq lists its product as hypothetical. Bases 169 to 816 code for a protein of 215 amino acids. Lineage: Eukaryota; Metazoa; Nematoda; Chromadorea; Rhabditida; Onchocercidae. The transcript has 7 exons. The record is from RefSeq and is a predicted model, not a curated record. Gene Ontology annotation, cellular component: zeta DNA polymerase complex.
AGAACAAGGCACGCUAGGACGAUGAGCGAGACAAUUUUCAUCCGGUCUGGUCGGAAUAAUGCUCGGUCGAAAUAGUGAGCGGUAGCGAGUGGGAGGUUCCGCCGUGCUUCAACUUUGUUUAAAGUAUAGAAUAACGAGCAGUUUGGAUUCAUUUAGCCAGCGCUAACAAUGGGAAAAAGCGUUCAGAUUGCUAAAGUCGGUCGAAAAGGUUUUAACAGUCGGAAAGCAUUGGCUGAUAUGGUCACUGAAUUCUUGGAAAUUAUUUCCCAUACUCUGCUUUUCAAUUAUGGUGGUUAUCCAGUUGAAACGUUUGAUACAGCCUUCUACGGGGCUAUUCUAAUACAUAAAUGCCGAGUGAAAGAAGUGUCGGAUUAUGUAAGUGGCGCACUGCAAACAGUUCAUCGAUGGAUAAAGUUCGAUGAGUUAUCCCAUUUUGCGGCGUGCAUUCUUGAUAAGGACAACAGAGCGGUGAUGGAGGUCUUACUAAUCAUUACGGAUAUGCAGUAUUCUCACUUUAGUGACUUAUUGACAAGUGAAGCAGCUGAUAUUAAACAACAGUUCCAACAAACAAUAUUCACAUUACAACGUGGGUCACAUAUCGAGAAUAUGAGAAGUAUCUUCCUAUAUGAAGAAGUACGCUUCGAAAUACGCACAAAACUUAGAGGCAAUUGCGAAACAAAACUGCAAAAACGAGCUGGAGAGUUCAAAUGGGAAAAGUGUGACCAGUGCAUACCUGAGAAUUUACGUCCUUGCGGCAGACGAAUCGACAAUAAACUGGUUGAGAUUGUUGCAGCAGUACGUCACCUGGAUACGUGAAAGGACAGCUGUAACUGUUUCUCAGAUGUAACUAUUUCAAGUUCCGCAAAGACCGCACCUGUAAUUUCAUCGCAUUCAAAUGCCCCCCAGAGCGCAUUUCAUGAGCGGUUAAUUGACUGUUCAUUUCAGAAACGACAUUGCUGAGAUGUUGAAUGCAGUUGUAAAGCAAUGAUUUCAAACGCAAUACAGAAAGUAACUUUAUUUCUGAAAAAAAAAUAGAGAGAAGCUCG